AUGACGCGUACGAGGUCUGCCACUGCAGGGGACGCCAUGGCAGCAGCAACGGCAGCAGCCAGCACGAAUGGCAACAACACCACGGCCGCGGGGGGCACUCACGCCAACGGCAGCACCUCGCCCCUCGACAUCCUGCCCUCGAUCCGGUUCUCAACCUUCUACGAUCCGCGCGCGACGCGGCCCUCGCUGACGUUCACGCCGAUCGCGCGGACGCUGCCCACGGGCAGCGAGGUGAUCCGGGUGGGGCGGUACAGCGAGCGGGACAGCCAGCCGCCGGUGCCGGUCAACGUGCCGAGCGCGGCGCCGGUGGGCUUCAAGAGCAAGGUGGUGAGCCGGCGGCACUGCGAGUUCUGGUACGAGGGCGGCAAGUGGUACAUCCGCGACGUCAAGAGCUCGUCGGGCACGUUCCUCAACCACAUCCGCCUCAGCCCGCCCGGCACCGAGAGCAAGCCCUUCCCCGUCAACGACGGCGACAUUGUCCAGCUGGGCAUCGACUUCAAGGGCGGCGAGGAGAUGAUCUUCCGGUGUGUCAAGAUGCGGCUGGAGCUGAACCGGGGGUGGCAGAACAAGCUGAACACGUUCAACAUGACCGCGCACAAAAGGUUACGAAACAUAACCAAGUCGAACGAGAAGACCGAGGGCUCGGCCCAGUCAUAUUCUCAGGACUGCUCCAUCUGUCUAAAUUCGAUUGCUCCAUGCCAAUGUCUCUUCGUGGCUCCCUGCUCGCACACGUGGCAUUACAAAUGCAUACGCAGCCUGCUCUCGUCGCCGCAGUACCCCAUCUUCAUAUGUCCAAAUUGCAGAGCGGCCGCCGAUCUCGAGGCCGAGGUGGAGGACCCAGAGGAGUGGGAGCAGGAGGAGAGCGAAGCCGACGGCCAGGAGGCGGACGGCAAAACCAACGGAGACACAGCCGAGCCAUCAUCGACGGCUCCGAGGGACAGCUUACAGGCUCCGCAGACGUCGGCAGAAGGCAGCGGGAGACGGUCGACGGACCGGUCCAGAGCGGUGUCGGACAGGGCCCGGCCUUCGUCAGAGAGGAAACGCAAGACGCCAACGGCCAGCCCGCGCCCCGGCCCCGCGCAGGUCGACGACGAGAUGGACGUCACGAUGCAGAUGCAGCUCGACGAGCCGGCGCCCGUCCAGCCCGUACGGAUCAACACUGCCGUCUCGACUGCCUCGGCCUCCAACACGGGUGCCAGCACGCCCUCGACCAUCGACUCGACGCGCCAGGUGCCCUCGCACGCCGUCUCGCAGCCAGUGCCGAUACCGAACGCAGCCGCCGGCGCCUCGGCGUCGGGCAGCGGCGGUGGACGAAGUACGCGGACGCCGAGCCCGAACGGCGGCAGCGGCGUGCCUGGUCUGAACGGGACCGAAGGACCGAUCACCCCUAGGAACGAUGCCGGUCCCUGGGUCUUUGACGGCAGCGGGUUGCGAGCGCGGGCGAGCGACGGCGGCAUCACGCGAAUGGAGAGCCUGGACGGUGUUGCUGGCGCUGAGAUUGACUGA
This is a messenger RNA of Phaeoacremonium minimum UCRPA7, 1506 nucleotides long. RefSeq names its product putative ring finger protein. The record is from RefSeq and is a predicted model, not a curated record. The transcript is spliced from 3 exons. NCBI's taxonomy places the organism in Eukaryota, Fungi, Ascomycota, Sordariomycetes, Togniniales, Togniniaceae. Gene Ontology annotation, cellular component: mitotic spindle pole body; ubiquitin ligase complex; cytosol. Gene Ontology annotation, molecular function: protein binding; ubiquitin protein ligase activity. Bases 1 to 1506 code for a protein of 501 amino acids. Gene Ontology annotation, biological process: ubiquitin-dependent protein catabolic process; negative regulation of septation initiation signaling; protein ubiquitination.